Messenger RNA from Talaromyces rugulosus, 2607 nucleotides. RefSeq lists its product as uncharacterized. Gene Ontology annotation, molecular function: translation initiation factor binding; translation initiation factor activity; RNA binding. Gene Ontology annotation, biological process: translational initiation. The coding region runs from base 1 to 2607 and encodes 868 amino acids. Lineage: Eukaryota; Fungi; Ascomycota; Eurotiomycetes; Eurotiales; Trichocomaceae. The transcript has 2 exons. The record is from RefSeq and is a predicted model, not a curated record. Gene Ontology annotation, cellular component: eukaryotic translation initiation factor 3 complex.
AUGUCUCGAUUUUUCCACGGUGGCGGCAGCGACAGCGACAGCAGUUCCUCCGACGAGGAGGAGCUUCUCAGCGAUCGCGAUGAGGAAGAACAGUCUGAAGAAGAAGAAUCGUCUAGCGAAGAGGAAGACUCCUCCGAAGCCGACUCUGACUCUGAAUCCAGCGAGGAAGAGGGCAAGGCCAAGAAAACAGGGGCCAACAUUUUCUUGAAGGACGACGAUGAGGAAAGCGAGGAGAGCGAGGAUGAGGCAGCGCCCGUCGUCGUCAAGAGUGCAAAGGAUAAGCGACUUGAGGAGCUUGAGGGUACCGUGAAGCUUAUUGAGAAUGCUGAGCGAAUCAACGAUUGGACCGUUAUUUCAGCUGAAUUCGACAAGUUGAACCGACAGAUUAUCAAGAUCAAUCAAUCGGGACCUACGCCAAAGGUUUACAUUAAGGCGAUUGCCGAUCUCGAGGAUUUCAUGAACGAGGCCAUCGCCAAGCAGAAAGUAUCAACAAAGAAGCUGAACGCAAGCAAUGCCAAGGGUCUUAAUGCUGUCAAGCAACGUGUCAAGAAGAACAACAAGGACUUCGCCACUGAGAUCGACAAGUACCGAGAGAACAAGGAUAGCUAUAUGGAGGCUGAUGAAGUCGAGGCACCAAAGCCUACCGCGAUCAGUGCAGCCCGUGUUUCGAGGGCUGUCGAUGCCGCCCCCGCUACCGGUGACGAUGAAGGUUUUGCGACUGUUGGUCGUCACGGAAAGACACUGCAAUAUACUCCCGAAAGCAUCCUUAAACACCUCCGCAUUAUCGUCGAGUCGCGAGGAAAGAAAAACACGGAUCGUCUGGAGCAGAUUCGCACCAUGGAGAAGCUCCUCGAGGUUUCUCAGACUCCUUACCAACGCAUCCGUGUUUAUCUCACUCUUAUUGCCACUCGUUUCGACAUGUCGGCGUCUUCUACUACCGCAACUCACAUGAGCCCUGAACAGUGGAAGCUGGCCGAAAGCGAGUUUUCGAGUCUGUUGAAUGUCUUGGAGGAUAACCGUGAUCACGUUGUUACCGAAGGUGCUGAAGAAUGGGAAGACGAUGAAAAACUCCCCGUGAUUGCAGAGGGUGAAGUCUUGCGCAUUCCCGGAAGCAUUGUGUCUUUUGUUGAGCGACUGGAUGACGAACUCACCCGUUCUCUUCAACACAUCGACCCCCACACUGCAGAGUAUAUUGAGCGCCUCAGCGAUGAACAAGCACUAUACACCGCCAUUAUUCGCGCUCAAUUAUACACCGAAGAACCCAGCAAGAGCGACAAGGCCGAGUCCAAGCAAGAUAGCGUUAACCGUAUCAUCAUCAGGCGAUUGGAACAUCUUUACUUCAAGCCUUCGCAAGUCGUGUCAAUUCUUGAAGAUGGUUCAUGGAAGGCCCUGCCAUCACAGUUGGACUCUUCUGUCACCCCCCGUGCAUCGGCCACCGAUGUGCCAACUCUUGUCCAAACUCUUUGCAACUAUCUCUUCAAAAACAGUGAUGGCAUUAUCCGGGCUCGCGCAAUGCUGUGCCAGAUCUAUUUCCUUGCCCUGCACGAGAGCUAUUACCGUGCCCGGGACCUUAUGCUCAUGUCUCACUUGUCGGAGAACAUUUCCAACUUUGACGUGAGCACGCAAAUUCUGUUCAACAGGACUCUUGUUCAAAUCGGUCUUUGCGCCUUCCGGGCUGGCCUUGUCUACGAGGCUCAAAACACUCUGUCUGAGAUUUGCGGAAGCGGUCGUCAGAAGGAAUUGCUUGCACAGGGAAUUAUUCUCCAGAGGUACUCGACAGUUUCGCCUGAACAGGAGAAGCUUGAGCGUCAGCGCCAGCUGCCUUUCCACAUGCACAUUAACUUGGAACUGCUGGAAUGCAUCUACCUCACUUCGAGCAUGUUUUUGGAAGUUCCCCUCAUGGCCCAAACUUCUUCCAGCCCAGAGCUGAAGCGUCGUAUUAUCUCGAAGACAUUCCGCCGUAUGCUCGACUACAACGAGAGACAAGUAUUCACGGGCCCUCCUGAGAACACUCGUGAUGGUGUUAUCAUGAGCGCCAAGUUCUUGGCUGCCGGUGACUGGAAGAAGGCUACCGAAUUGCUCAACACAAUCAAGAUCUGGGACUUGAUGGCCCAACCCGACAAGAUCAAGGCCAUGCUGUCUGAGCAGAUCCAAGAAGAAGGCCUGCGUACCUACUUGUUCACCUACGCACCUUUCUACGACACGCUAUCCGUCUCCACCCUCUCUACCAUGUUUGAACUGCCUGAAAAGAAGAUUGCUGCUAUUGUCAGCCGCAUGAUUUCUCACGACGAACUUGCAGCAGCUCUUGACCAAGUCAACGAUGCUAUCAUCUUCACCAAGGGUGUUGAGUUGUCUCGCCUGCAAUCUCAAAUUGUCACUCUCGCCGACAAAUCCAUGUCUCUCCUUGAGGCCAACGAGAAGACAUUGGAGCAACGCACACAAGGAAUGGCAAACGCUUUCCAGAGAGACCAAGGCUCCACUCGCGGCGGCCGAGGCGGCCGUGGUGGCCAGGGUCGUGGAGGGGCUCGAUUCCCUGGAGGUGGCCAGCGACGACCGGGCGGCCAACAAUUCAGCGGUGGUGCAUUGGGUGGUGCUAUCAAAGCAUAG